CCAUUCAGAAUACUCUACUCACUAUGCAGUUUCCAAUUCUAUUCUGGCUUUCGUACCCCACAUAAUAACCCGAUCAUCCUACAGUUCCAUCGGCUUGCCUGCAAUCUCUUCACUCUCUUGCCAGAAUUCAUCACUCAAUCAUGAUUUCGUAAACCACUCGCUUCCAUUGAUUCCCUGAUUUUCACUUCUUGACUUCUUAUGCUGAAUUUCUGGUUUCUUCUCUCUGAUCUUCUUAAAUUCUCCCCCAAUUUUUGAUUGUUUGGCUCCUUUAAUUCCCAAGGGAGUGGGUUUUUGUAUUUGCUGUCAGGAAUGAAGAUUGUGCAAUUGGACGAUGUGGAAUCCAGUAGGGACGAAGGGGGUUAUGAGAACCAGAUUGUGAGGGUUGAUGCAAAGAGAGUGUUAGUUGGAGCAGGUGCUCGGAUCCUGUUUUACCCGACUCUUUUGUAUAAUGUGCUUCGGAAUAAGAUUGAAGCUGAGUUCAGGUGGUGGGAUCAAGUCGAUGAGUUUUUGUUACUGGGUGCUGUUCCAUUCCCUAAAGAUGUUCCACGCUUGAAGAAGCUUGGCGUGGGUGGUGUAAUUACUUUGAAUGAACCUUAUGAAACGUUGGUACCGUCAUCAUUAUAUCAUGCUCAUGAGAUCGAUCAUUUAGUGAUUCCUACAAGGGAUUAUCUGUUUGCCCCUUCACUAGAGGAUAUUAACCGAGCUGUGCAAUUCAUUCAUCAAAAUGCAUGUUGCGGUAAAACCACCUAUGUUCACUGCAAAGCUGGUCGAGGCAGAAGUACAACGAUUGUUCUUUGUUAUUUGGUUGAAUAUAAGCACAUGACACCUGCAAUUGCCCUGGAUUAUGUGAGGUCUCGCAGACCUAGGGUGCUGCUAGCACCAUCACAAUGGAAGGCUGUUCAAAACUACAGCAAGCACCGACCUUCUCUUUCUCCUGGUGCUAGGCCUACCCCUACCCCUAUGCCAUACUCUCCUUCUAGGGACGCAGUCCUUAUAACCCAAGCUGAUCUUGAGGGUUACCAUAGUGCAUGCGAUGCUGGCAUGCAGCUGGCCAUCGUUACUAAAGUGCCGAAGGCCAAGCCCAUGAUAGCAAGACUAUCUUGCCUGUUUGCAUCCCUUAAAGUUUCUGGAAGCACUGUCCCGGCGAUCAGGCGGUUGCCAAUUUCUGAGGCCCGUGCUUGCUAAGCCCAGCUUGACCUGGACGGAGGUGGUCUGUAGAGCAACAUGAUCAUGGGGAUAAGAAGUCAGGUUCAAACAUUUUACUGUGUUGUCGGUGCAAUCGAGUUGUACAUGAAGAGUCUAGUCUGUAUACCAAGAAUGAUAGGAGCGAACGUUUUUAACGAUACCUGUACAUUCAAAAUCAGUUUUUGUGUAGUUCUGUUUCGUAGAUCAACUAUAUCAUACAUGUUAAUGAGUUAUAUCGAGUCAGUAAAAUCGCCUUCUGUUAUCAACGAA
Molecule: messenger RNA, 1455 nt
Organism: Prosopis cineraria
Lineage: Eukaryota; Viridiplantae; Streptophyta; Magnoliopsida; Fabales; Fabaceae
Product: phosphatidylglycerophosphate phosphatase PTPMT2-like
Exons: 7
Coding region: 310-1185 (291 amino acids)
Biological process (GO): protein dephosphorylation
Molecular function (GO): phosphatidylinositol-4,5-bisphosphate 5-phosphatase activity; protein tyrosine/serine/threonine phosphatase activity
Source: RefSeq, a predicted model, not a curated record